AUGGACGGCGCGCUGCCGUCUGCGCCACUGGAGAGACGCGCGGGACGGGACGCGCGCGCACGGGAGGUCGGCAUCAUGACGAACCCCGGCAUCGAGCGGCGGCUCGUGACCGGGGACGUCGUCGCCAUGCUCAAGAGCGGGAAGGACCCCAAGAUCGCGCCCGCGGACCAGCGUCGGUACGUCCUCGAGCUCGCGUGGGCGUUCCUCGGCGACGAGCUCGACGCGUCGCACCUGGACCGCGCGGUGCGCGUCGCGCUCCCGGGCGACGCGUCCGACGGCUCGGACGGGCCGUCGCUCGCGGCGUCCACGACCGCGGACGUCCUCUGGCUCGUGUCGUGCGAGGUGGAGAUGCAGCCGGAGCGUAGGGCAAAGGUCGUGGACCUCGCGAAGGCGCUGUGCGAUGGCGACGACGCGCUGUGCGCGCCGGGGCUGCUCAUCGAGCGAUGCGAGGGCGAGUUUCUGGAGGAGUGCGGGCUCAUCCCGUCCGCGGUGGGAUGGAAGAAGAAAGAAGUUCGGAUCAACACGCGGCUCGUGUACACGCAGAACAAGUUCAACCUGCUUCGCGAAGAGAGCGAGGGGUACUCGAAGCUCGUCGUCGCGCUCGCGGCGUUCGGCGAGCGCGGGUCCGGGGACGACGACGCCGUCGCCGGCGCGAUUCGAUCGACGCAGGCGCGCUACUUCGACUUGGACCCGAACCGCGUGUUGGACCUGGUGUUCGAAGCGUACGAGCGCUGGCCCGCGAACGACGGGUUCGCGGAGCUGCUGCGGCUGUUCCGAACGGAGAACUUCGCGCAGGUGCUCGGGUUUAAGUUUCAGUGCCACGCCAAGGCGGCGGCGGCGGCGCUCGCGGAGAAGGAGGACGGAGAAGCCGGCGAGGACACGGCCGGAGUCCUUAAGGAUCGGCGUUCACAACGCGAACGCGGUCGUAUGGGGACCAGUGUGCUCUCGGACGGCGCCGCGCGCGCGGAGGGCGGCGACGACGACGCCGCCCGCGAAGAGAAGGACGGCACGAACAAAGAGACAUUCAACGCGAACAAGGACAAGGACAAGGCGCCCGCGACGUCCGAGUCGCUGAAAACAACGCCGACGACGGUAACAGUGACGGCCACGCCGAAGUCGUUAUACGUCCUCGCGGCGACGCUCGUGCGCAAGAACCUGGUCGAGAUGGACGACCUCUACGCACACUUGCACCCCGCGGACGACGUCGCCGCGGAGAAACACGCGGCGGAGGUGAGCCGGCGACUCGCCGCCGCGAAGAAGAUUGGCGUCGUGAACCUUCGCGGCGGCGCGGACGACGGCGCGGCGCGCGGUCCGGACCCGUACGUCGUCGCGGCGACGCCGGUCCCGGACGAGACGAACCAGAAGCUCGGUCUGUUGCGCGGCUUCCUCGCGAUCGGCGAUUUACGCGCCGCCGCGUCGCUCCUCGAGCGCCUCGCCGAGCUCGGGUUAGACCCCGCGGAGGACGCGGAGGUGCGCGACGCGCUGUGCGUCGCCGCGAGGGACGCGCUGAAGGAGGCGCACGCGCGCGCGGCUCCCGCGGGAUGCGCCGCCGCGCUCGAGGGCCGCGGCGACGUCGACGGAAGAAAGCCGCCGUCCGCGGAGGGCUUCCCGCUUCCGGACGCCGCGUUCGAGAUUAUCGCGCUCCUCGGCCCGCACGUCCACCACGACGUGAUUCUGUUCACGAGAAUCGCGCGGUGCCUGAAGCAGCACAUCGCGUGGGCGCGGAAGCGCGGCGACGACGCGUCGGCGCGGAGAGGCGAAGACGCGGUGGGCGCGUGCGUCCUCCCCGCGCUCGGGCUGACGGCUUCGAACCCCGGCGCGGUGAACGAGGUGUGGGCGACGCUGGCGUCGCUCCCGGUCACGACGCGGUUUCGGUUGUACUCGGAGUGGAAGGCGGUGUUUUCUUCGGACGCGGAGACGGGCGCGGAGGUGAAGCCCGCGUUCGCGGCGGCCAAGGCGGUGGCGGAGAGCGAUACCCUCAAGGUGAUGCGUCGUCUGUCCAAAGACAACGUGAAGGAAUUCGGCCGGAAGCUCGGGAAGGUGGCGCACGCGAACCCGCUCGCGGUGAUGAACGCGAUCGUGCGUCAGAUCGAGGCGUACACGAACAUGAUCUCGCCCGUGUGCGACGCGUUCAAGUACCUCACGGCGAUGGGGUACGACGUGUUGACGUUCGUCGUCAUCGAGAAGCUCGCGGAGGGGCGAGAGAAGCUGAAGGACGACGGCCAGAACGUGUCGCUGUGGCUCAGCGCGCUCGCGACGUUCUGCGGGCACCUCGCGAAGAAGUACGGCAACGUCGAGCUCUCCGCGCUGUUGCAAUACCUCGUGAACACGCUCAAGGACAACCAGAGCCUCGAUUUGCUCGUCCUGAAGGAGCUCAUCACGCGCAUGACGGGGAACGAACCGCUCGAGGACAUGUCCGACGCGCAAGUCGCCGCCAUGUCCGGCGGCGAGACGCUCAAGUCCGAGGCGAUCAAUUUCAACAGCGCGAUGGCGCCCAAGGUGCGAGCCAAGGGCGUCGCGCGGCUGAGAGACGCGCUGCAGAGGGGCGCGAAGGGCGGGGACUCGCUCACGGUGCCGCUGCUGAUUCUCAUCGCGCAGUGCCGGCAGAACAUCGUGUUCAACACGCCGUCGAAGCACCUGAAGCUCAUCUCUCAGCUGUACGACGGGUGCCAGGAGACGUUCUUUCACUACUGCGACUUUCUCGCGCAGGCGUACGACGACGAGAAGUACGCGAAGAUGAUCCCGUCGCUGAAGGAGCUCGUGCACGACUACGGCAUCGAGCCCGGCGCGGCGUUUCACAUCUUCCGGCCGGUGUUGAGACACCUGAAGCCGCGCCCCGCGCCGUCCAAGGAUAAGCCCGUCGACGUUUGCAACGCCGCGAUCGCGCUCGACAUCGGCGGCGCGAAGACGACGUGGGGCGAACUGUUAGCGGACGUCCGAGGGAUGCUCCCGGAGGUGACGUGGCAGGCGAUAUCCCCGGAGUUGUACUUGUGCUUCUGGGCGAACACCGCGUACGACUUGCACGUGCCCAGGGCGCGGUACGACGCGGAGAUUGAAAAGUGCCGCGCGUCGCUGACGGUGCUCGAGGGCCUCCCGACGCGCGACGUUUCGUCUUCCGAUCUCGCGAAACGGCGCAAGGAGAAAGACCGUCUGCAGACGCUCGUGGACACGCUGCAGAAGGAGCUGGACGCGCAGGAGCGCGCGGUGAGCAAGAAGACCAAGUCGCUCAUGAUCGAAAAAGACGCUUUCCUCGUGGACUUGCCGGAUAUCAAGUCCACGGUGUCUGUGAUCUUGCAGCGGUGCGUGCUUCCGCGGUGCGUCUUCUCCCCAGCGGACGCCAUCUACUGCGCGCGCUUCGCCGAACGCCUCCACGCGCUCGACACGCCGUACUUCAGCACGGUGCAGUACUACAACACCGCGCUGAAGGACCUGACGCAGCUCAUCUUUUCGCGCACCGAGUACGAAGCCGGGAGGCUCGGGAAGUUUUUGAACGAGACGCUGACUCAGCUCGCGCGGUGGAAAGCGGACGAGACCGCGUACGAGCGCGAGUGCGCGAGCAAGAACGGGUUCAAGACGACGUUCAAGGAACCGUCCGGGGGAACGAACGCGAAGCGGGUGACGUACGAGGAGUUCGUGAAGCUCGUGUACAAGUGGCACCUUCGGCUCGCGAAGUGUUUCGUGCACUGCCUGGAGGGCAGCGACUACAUGGAGAUUCGAAACGCGUUGAUGGUGUUGACGAAGAUCGUCAAGGUGUUCCCCGCGAUCACUCGCAUCGGCGGGCACACGCUGCGGAGAGUGGAGAAGAUCAAAGAGAGCGACGAGCGCGGGGAUCUCAAGACGAUCGCCGCGCGGUACCUCGCGAUGCUUCAGAUGGAGCGCAAGGCGUGGCGGCCGGACAACGCGUUCAAUCCGUACCUCCCGCCGGACCCGAAGCAGCAGGAGAAGGACGCGGCCGCGACCGCGACCUCGAAGGGCGGCGGUGGCGACGAGGAGGGCGCGAUCAAGCCCGAGGGGGGCGGCGGGGAGAAGGGCAGCGGCGCGGCUGCGGGCGCGGGCGCGGGGGCGGCGGCGAAGAAGAGAGGAAGAGCCGACGCCGGCAAACUCUCCGCGGAGGCGCCGGAGUUUACCCCCACGAAGGACGCCGCCGCCGACGCGGACGGCGGCGGCGGCGGCUCGAAGAAGCGCGCCCGCGGCGCGAGGGACGCGGACGGGGGCAAGGACGACGGCAAGGGAGGCGCCAAGGGGAAAGACGACCAAAAGUCCGCCAAAGACGCGGGCGGCGGCGGCGGCGGCGGCGGCGGUCGCGGCGGCGGAGGCGGUCGCGGCGGCGGCGGGAGAGAGUCCGAGAAGGAGAAGGAGGAGCGUCUGCGAGCGGAGGCGAAGAGCGCGAAGGAGACGCGCGAGCGCGACCAGAAGCGCCGGAGGGACGACGAGGCGGACGGGAAGGGAGCGAAUGACUCGAACAAGCGCGCCAGGAAGGGCGACGGCGGGACGCGCGGACGGCCGGAUUGGGACUCGGGGAGGGAGCCGGGCGGCGGCGGCGGCGGGCGCGGGAACCGCGGCGGCGGCGGGGGCGCGCACCGCGACGACGAUCGUCGCGGCGGCGGCGGCGGGAGGGACCGCGGCGGUCCUCCCGGGAAGACGUCGGAGACGACGGACGUGACCGUGACCGUGCCGCCCGGCGUAUGCGACGGCGCGUCGCUGCGGCUCAAAGAGAUGGGCGGCGGCGGGACGCCGCCGGGGGACUUGUACGUCAAGAUCGCGGCUGACGACAUGAGCGAGGGCGCGGUCAUUCGACGCGACGGCGCCAACUUGAUCAGCGAUCUGGUCGUUCGCUUCGAGAAGCGCGGCGAGGACACGAGCGCGCGCGUCAGGACGGUGGAGGGGGAACACGGCACCUUGAAAGUGCGCGCGGACGUGGAGGUUGGGCAGGCGUUGCGGAUCAAGGGAAGAGGCGCGCCGGUCAAGCCAGGGAGCGAGGAGAGAGGCGACCAUCUGUUCGUGGUGAAGAAGAUCAUUCAUUUGGACCGCGGUUCGGGCGACGGAGACGACGACGCGGCGUGA
Micromonas pusilla CCMP1545 is the source of this 5064-nucleotide messenger RNA. RefSeq lists its product as uncharacterized. The record is from RefSeq and is a predicted model, not a curated record. The transcript has 4 exons. Lineage: Eukaryota; Viridiplantae; Chlorophyta; Mamiellophyceae; Mamiellales; Mamiellaceae. Gene Ontology annotation, cellular component: THO complex part of transcription export complex. Bases 1 to 5064 code for a protein of 1687 amino acids. Gene Ontology annotation, biological process: mRNA processing; mRNA export from nucleus; protein folding. Gene Ontology annotation, molecular function: mRNA binding.